This is a messenger RNA of Plutella xylostella (diamondback moth), 1292 nucleotides long. RefSeq lists its product as uncharacterized. The record is from RefSeq and is a predicted model, not a curated record. NCBI's taxonomy places the organism in Eukaryota, Metazoa, Arthropoda, Insecta, Lepidoptera, Plutellidae.
AAUUAAUUCAUUCAUUCAUCAAAGUUUUGAGGUGACGCACGCAUGUAAAGUUUAUCGUAGAAAAGUUUAGUUUUCAAACUGUGUUUAUUUGUUUACAAGUGAAAUAAUUUAACUUACAGACGAUUUAAAUAAUCACUCAACUCUUUUGUGUAUCGUUAAUAAUACUCCAAGAACAGUUGAGAAAGUGUUACGAAGAUCUAGAUUCUUGUGUCAAUAAAGUGGCUCCAUGAUUUCAUCUGUUGGUUGAAAGUUCCCUGCAAUUUCGACUUCAACAAGGCCGUGGACUGAAAAAACAGAUUUUCUACGAGAACGACGUGAGAAAGUAUCGCGAAGAUAAAACCUCAUUACAAGAUGACAGCGACGCCCGAAGAAAAAAGACAAUGCUUGUCUAUGCUCCUCCCAAGUAGGAGUCUCACGAGCUGAAUCGAGAAAAUACCUAUUCAAAUACAGAACGAUUUUCAAACUGUGAAAAACCGCGAACAAUGUGACGUAACAAACACCAUCUAGAGGUUAAUCGGUGAACUAAUUAGUGAAAGUUGUGAACUGCUGACUAAAGAUGAAGUUGAAUCUUUUUAAAAGGUCGAUGAUAUUUGCGACCUUUUUCGGGUCGUGUUUGUGUAUUGCGCUGAUUGUGGCCUCCUUGGGCACUCCUCAUUGGAUCGAUGCGCGCGCUAAAAGGACGUCCAAUCCUCUGGAGUCGGAGGGAAGGAUCAGCUUUGGCCUCUUCGAAGGCCAUAAGGAGCUGAACUUCGGCUACGGAUGGAGGAAUCAUGAAUUUAGCGUGAAAGCCGGCACGCACCCGGCGCGCCGCUGGGCGUGGAUGGGCACGGGGGGUCUACUCGCAGCCGCGCUGGUGUCGCUCAGCGGAGCCGCCGUAGUAGCCGCCCUCGCCUCCGCCGCCAGAGCCAGGGCUAAAGCACACCCACUGUUGGCUACUAAUUGUCUUGCUGUACUCUUCACCCUCGGCGCGAUCGCCGUCUGGCUGACGGAGUACUUCCUGCGGCUGCAGCACAACGUCAUGUCUGAUGAAGACCUCGCCAACACGUGGUCGAGCGACGGGACGGCUGAUCUGGGGCUGUCGUUUUGGCUAGUGGUAGCGGCAUCGGUGGCCUCCUUCGCCAACAUAAUCUGCAUCGGAGCGGCCAUGGCGGACGGACGCGAGCUCGAGUCAGUGGCGCCCCCACUGGAGGACAAGAUCAACGGCGCCAUCAUGCUUUAUUGAGGACUUUGUGGCGGGAAUAGAGUAGUGAUAGGUGUAGAAGUUGUAUAUGUCAGCUAAAGGUUUGAUUCAC